AUGGCUGAAGUUUUGAAGCAUCGAUUUCGAUGGUUCAUUUUGGCCAUUGGAAUGGUUUGUUUUAUGUCGUUGGCUUCUAAUGCGUCUGUGUUCAAUAUGGUAGUGGUCUGUAUGGCUUCUGAUUCCAAUACUACGGUGAGUUGAAGUUUGAUUGCCAUCCUUCGGUAAUUCAUUGAAAAUGUUAGCUUUUAAGCGUAAAUUACAAAAAAAUUUAAUAACGAAAAAAAUAAAAAUUUUGUAACGAGAAGGUUAGUGCCGUUUUUGAAAGCCUGAUUUGAAACUGAAGCCUACUUUGAAAUGGCAGCGAAUAAAUGCUUCGAAUGAUCGGUCUUUAGUUCGGUUUGCGUCAUAACUCUACCGUGUUCAUGGGAUGAGUACACAUUUGAGCGAGAAAGCAGGUCUCAGUCUGAUAUGCCUGACCGUAAUGCAAGCAAACUUAAUACUUUUUAAAUUACUUCUCUCCACCGUAGUUGAUUUAGAUAUAUAGUUUCGAUGAUUGAGCUUUAAUCGCCAUUUAAUGCUGCCCUUCGAGUAUUUCCGUUAUGAGCUAAAUAGACAUGGAAAAGCAAUAUUAAAAUUUUAGAUCCUCGAGACGUUCCCGUCCCUCGAUUACACUCAAUACGAGAUCACCCAAACCAAUUGGGCCUUAGGGCUUGGCACAGCGUUAGCGACAAUUCCGUUCAGCGAAGUUUAUUCUCGAUAUGGAGCUAAAUAUCCUUUUUUUGGUGCUUGUAUUUUGUCAGCGCUGGCUACUGCGUUACUUCCAUUUGGCGCUGAGAAUAACUUUGUGUGGCUUCUUCUUUGUAGAGUUUGUCAGGUAAGUUAAUUAAGAAUAGGACGUAUCUUUUUGUACAGGGUGCGGCAAUUUUUCGGCCGGAUUUUAAUUGGCCAUAACUUUUUUAGUUUUUGGGCAAAUGUUAAAAUUCUUUUUUCCCUGAAUCCAUAGACAACCCCAUUUUGUUUAAUACCAAAUAUGUUAUACCCGUUCAUUAGACUACAGUAAAAAUUCGAGAUAAAGAAAAAGCUCUAAUUUUCAUAGCUGACAAUGGAAUUACCCCUAGUGCGACUCUCAGAUUUUCUUUAAAUUUUGCACAUGGGCCGGAAAUAGGCCACACAGCAAUUCCUGAAAGUUACAGCCCGCACCCUUCAGGGGCGACCAAGAUAUUCAACGAUUCUUUGCGUUCAGGAGGGCACAUGAGUGGUCACACAGAAAAACUUUUUGGCUAUAUCUUCGCUAGUUUUGUGCGGAGAUAGCUGAUUUUUUGUGGAAAAGGUAUUCUCCAUGGCAUGAACAGGCAUGAAACUUUUUACGACAAAAUUCGUAAAAAAAGUCAUUUUUUUCUGGCGAUUUUCACACACGCCGAAAAAGCAGAGAAAACGACCGAAAUGCCAAUAACUAUGAACUGGGUCCUUGUAUAUAUAACAUAUUUGGUAUUAAACAAAAUGGGGUUGUCUGAGGAUUCAGGGGAAAAAAGAAUUUUAACAUUCCGAUAAAAACUAAAAAAGUUAUAGCCGAUUCAAAUCCGGCCGAAAAAUUGCCGCACCCUGUAAUUCGUGUUUUAGGGGAUUGCAUUUGCAGCUGACUUCGCUUCCGUCGGAUUAUUGUGCAGUAAAUGGUCGACGUUGAAGCAGAGCGGGCUUUUCAUUUCUUUGAUCACCAUUUAUGGCCCUCUUUCUGGUGGCUUUACCAAUGUUUUGAGUGGAAUUGUAAGUCUUACACUAACUACUCUGCAAGUAGAUAUUAGGUCUGUGACACCACGUAUGGCUGGCCGAUGGUCUAUCAUCUUCAUGCAGUUGUAGGGAUUGUAGCAGCCCUUUUAUGGCUCGUAUUCUACGAAGAUAACCCGGCGGUUUCCCGGCGUGUUUCGCCCAGAGAAUUGGAAAAAAUUCAGAGAGGAAGGGCCGAAAAAGAACUGGACUUUGGGGAACCGGCACCUUAUAUGGUAAAUUAUCGUAUCUUACAACCUUUAGAGUUACGGUAAUUCCAGUUGCUGCUCAAAGAUCCAAUCAUUUGGUCGAUUUGGUUCAGCGGUGCAAUGGAAGUUUUCUCAACCAAUUUCCUCUCAGUUUACGCUCCUUUGUAUAUUCGAUAUGCCUUGGGAUAUACAGUGGAAUUCACUGGAUAUUACUCUGGGAUCUCAAGGUCGAUGCAAAUUCCAACGAGAUUGUUGGUUGGCUUUUUUGGAGAUGAAGUUGUGUGAGUUUACUCUCGUUGAAAUUUAAAAAUGUUAAUGGAAUUUAACAUCAAAAGCUUUACUUGCAGUUGUUUGUCAGAGAAGUCGCGGGUAAUCAUGUACAACACCAUCGCUCUGAUUGGCGGAGGGAUCUCCAUCUUACUUGUUCCCCUCACUUCCUACACAACUCCAUUUAUGGCGAUUGUUUUCAUCUCCAUGGUGAAUUUGACCACUGGAGUCUGUUCUUGUGGAUACUGGCAAUCAGCCAUCUUGUACUCGAGACAGCACAGUCACUUCGUGAUGGCUGUAAUCCUCUUUUUCAAAUGCGUGAAUCUAUUUCUGGGCCCAUUGCUUGUGGCCAUUCUAGUGCCCACAAUGGAUCACAAAGGCCAGUGGGCCAGCAUCUUUAUUGGAGUCGGCAUUUUGAUGGUCAUUGUAGGCUUGUAAUGCUGGAAAAGGAUAAUUCUAUUUCAGGCUGGACUUGUGUUUGUAAAAUACUCGGAAGUCGAGCCAGCCAAAUAUUUGGAGAAAUCAGAAAAGGUUACUGUGCAAUUCCCAGAAGAAGAUGAUCAAACAGUUAAAGGGGAGCAGUUGAAAGUCAGUUCUGUAUAA
Messenger RNA from Bursaphelenchus xylophilus (pine wood nematode), 2786 nucleotides. The record is from the annotation of a GenBank genome assembly. NCBI's taxonomy places the organism in Eukaryota, Metazoa, Nematoda, Chromadorea, Rhabditida, Aphelenchoididae.